ACUUUAUGAAACCCACACACGUUGACGGUGUGUAAUAUCUAUUUUGUCCUUUGUCAUUAUUUACUUUCAAAUUAAACAUUUUGUAAAAACUUAAAAAUUACAGCAACAUAUUUUUAAUACUCGUCAGACAAUUGGUGACUACUUCCAAUAAAAACGUAUUUCCUCCGCCAUCGCCAAUCUCAUGAAAAAAAAAAUCCAAUCGCUUUGAUGAUGAUGGUUUGUGUCUCAUCGAACCUCUUGAAUCACGACGACGAUUUCCCCCACCUUACUGAUGGCUCCACAUUUGGCCACCACAUCGUCAAGCUUACCUCCACCACUUACGAUCUUCUCACUCUCAAUCCUCCUCCUUCUCCUCCUAUAAUGCCGCCUGAGAACUCAAUCACUGCCGCAUCCUCCAGUCUUCUUUCUCGGAAUCCCAGAAAUCAGCUCUCCAAAAGUACCUUCCUCUACUAAUCGUAUGUUUGCGAACUCCUCCUGGAAGACAAAUCCUCUCGAGAUAUUGACCUAGCAAUUUUAGAGCCUCGUCGUUAAAGGAUAUUCUUGGGCAUCUCCGAUUGGUGCUCGUGAUGAUGGCGAUGGACUUAAUUACGUGUUUCCGGUGUAACGGAAGCUGUAAAAAGUGGUGAAAGGAUGGGUAGCUCUGCCGUGGUUGUGAGAUGUAUGGAAUGUAAGCACCUAAUCCGAACUAAAUUUUGACGGAGACUAUCUCAGGAAAUCACAAUCAAGUCUUUGUAAUCUUCAAUUGCCAGAAAUUAUUUGCAGAAUCCCAACGAACACCAUUGAUGUUCCGCCGCUGUCAUGAGAUGUAAGAACCAAAUAAUUCCCCAUGACCACCGUUGUCCUUCCACGGUUCUCUGUUCACAACUCUCUAUGUAGAUUGGUUCUUUGUCCAUGGUUCUCUUCAAAUAUCUCUAAUUCUUUUUUCAUAUGUUUACAUGGCGGUUCCACAAGCAUUGCAAUACAGAUAUAGGGCCGUUUUUGGAAAAGUUUCAGAAGCAAGAUUCAUCAUUGAUGCAUAGAGUUAAAGGUUUCUUAGUAGACUCAGCUUCUGUUGCUGAUGCAGAUCCUACGCUUCGAUUUAACUUUCAAGGUACUAAUUUGGCUUGUAAAGACAGGUAUGGCCUCCGGGUUUCUCAGCCGCCUUCUUGA
Thlaspi arvense is the source of this 1149-nucleotide messenger RNA. Lineage: Eukaryota; Viridiplantae; Streptophyta; Magnoliopsida; Brassicales; Brassicaceae. The record is from the annotation of a GenBank genome assembly.